AUGAUCACUCGGCGAAAAUCGGUGGCGCUCGCAGUGGCGCUUCCGGUGGUGCUGCUGGUGAUAGUGAACCGUUUGGAACCGUGCGAAGGACAUGGGCGCCUGAUAGAGCCCCCGAGCCGGGCCUCGGCCUGGCGGUACGGAUUCUCGACGCCACCGAACUACAACGAUCACGAGCUGUACUGUGGCGGGUUCAACCGGCAGUGGCAGAAGAACUCGGGCAAGUGCGGCGAGUGUGGCGAUCCGUUCGAUGCGCCCUCACCGCGGCCGCAUGAGUUUGGCGGCAAAUGGGGCCAGGGUGUGGUGGUCCGACGCUACAAGCCUGGAGCCGCCAUCACAGUCCGCGUGGAACUGACCGCCAGUCACAUGGGCUAUUUCGAGUUCCGGAUCUGUGACAGUGUACAGGCGAAGCAGGAUUGCCUGGACAAGCACCUGAUGCGGAUCGUCAGCGGAACGCCCAGUAUCCCGAACGCGAGCGAUCUGAAGACGCGCUUCUACCCGCGCAACGGGAGCCGUAUUUACGACAUGAAAGUCGAGCUUCCGGCAGAUCUGAACUGCAGCAACUGCGUCGUCCAGUGGAAGUACGUGGCCGGCAACAACUGGGGCAUCUGUCCGGACGGGAAUGGAGCCGUCGGCUGUGGACCGCAGGAAGAGUUCCGAGCGUGUGCCGACGUGUCGGUAGGCGAUGGGGAUGGACCGAACCGCACGCCACUGCGGCCGGGCCAGAAACCGGUGCCAACGCGGGCACCGGACGGCAGCAAACCGGCUGUUCCGGCCGACGGUACCGACGAGGCGAUCGAUACAGAGCCACCGAAGGGCGUCCCGUACAUGGGCCCCGUCGUGGCUCUGUUGUCGCUUUUUCUGGUCCUAUGUGGAUUUGCUGCGCUAUAUAUUUACCAUUAUCACGGGGGCCGGAUAAAGGCGCUGAUGCGCUGGAACCGCGAGAAGACCCAGAAGAUCGUUCACGUCGAGCCACCGAACGCGGUGCCGGAUGUCGAGGCACCGGUGCCACCGCCACGCACCAAGCGGCUGCGCGACAUCGACUGCCAGCAAUCGAGCGUCCUGACCGGCAGCACCAAGCACCAACCGUACGCGGUGUCCGACGUGAACGCGAGACCCCACGGUGGCGACUGAGCUGCCCGCAGCAUCUGGCAGUGUACACCGCGUUUUAUUUAUUUGCAGUGUGGGGUCGCCCCUAAGCCUUUGGGAGAGAAACGGAAUAGUUGAAGAAAAAUGCUAAGGAGUACGGAAUGGAGUAGGAGUUUCCGAAACACAAACAAUCCUCCCACGAACGGGCACGAACAGCCGGCCACAGCCAGCGAAGCCAGCAACCCUGCCAGUAAGGAGGAGCUGUAAGAUAACAGUUUUCUUGUUAUCCCCACACGACGACGAC
This is a messenger RNA of Anopheles cruzii, 1390 nucleotides long. RefSeq lists its product as uncharacterized. The record is from RefSeq and is a predicted model, not a curated record. The coding region runs from base 1 to 1131 and encodes 376 amino acids. Lineage: Eukaryota; Metazoa; Arthropoda; Insecta; Diptera; Culicidae. The transcript is spliced from 3 exons.